Messenger RNA from Amyelois transitella, 2722 nucleotides. RefSeq lists its product as uncharacterized. Bases 1 to 1185 code for a protein of 394 amino acids. The record is from RefSeq and is a predicted model, not a curated record. The transcript has 2 exons. NCBI's taxonomy places the organism in Eukaryota, Metazoa, Arthropoda, Insecta, Lepidoptera, Pyralidae.
AUGGACGUAAAUACUUUCCUAAUUUUCUAUUGGUAUUAUCGGCGUCGGCAGCGAAAUAGAAGAUUCUGGGUUCAUCCUAUUCUGACACAACGCUCGAAUUUGGGUAUUUUUCGGAAUCUUAUGAGCGAUUUGAGAAGAGAUGAGUCAAAAUUUUUCAAUUAUUUUAGAAUGAGUAUGACCACAUUUGACGAUCUUUUAAAAAGGGUGAAUGUAGAUUUAAAAAAACAUGAUACAAAUAUGAGAAAAAGCAUCACACCUGAAGAAAAGUUAGCAAUAUGUUUAAGGUACUUGGCAUCUGGGUGUUCGUACAUGGAUUUGCAUUACGCAUAUCGAGUGGGAGUCUCAACAAUCAACUCAAUAAUAGUAGAAGUAACAAACGUCAUAUGGAAUAAUUUGCAUCAGGAGUUUAUGAAAUUGCCCGACACAAAAUAUGAGUGGGAACAAAUUGCUGACGCAUUUUAUAAUAAAGCUAACUUUCCUCACUGCAUUGGUGCAGUUGAUGGGAAGCACAUAAGAAUGAAGAAACCAAGUCACAGCGGUUCUAUGUACAUGAAUUACAAGAAUUUUUUUUCCAUUGUAUUGCUAGCGGUAGUGGAUUCGAAUUAUAGAUUCACCUAUAUCAGCGUAGGCUCUUAUGGCAAAGAAUGCGACUCCUCUAUAUUCAAAGAAUCUACUUUCUGGAAAAGAUUAAAUGAUGGCAGUUUAGAUUUACCAGAAGCUCGUCCUCUCUUUACAGGUUUGGAAUCACGUGUUCCAUUUGUGAUAGUGGGUGAUGAAGCAUUUGGUUUGCAUUAUAAUCUGUUGAGACCCUAUGGAGGAACUCAUUUAGAUAAAAAUAAAAGGAUAUUUAACUAUCGAUUAACAAGAGCCAGACGUUAUGUGGAGUGCGCGUUUGGAAUAUUGGCAAAUAAAUGGCGAAUAUUUCAUCGUCCAUUGGACGUAAGCACCAGUACAGCUAUCUCGAUAGUUAAAACUUGCGCCGUGCUUCAUAACUAUAUCAUGCAUAAUGAAAGUUCAUAUGCGAACAUUGACAGCAACGAUUCAACGAUAUCUUUGGAAAACGUACGUAAUGAGCCAAAUACACGAGGUGGACGCUGUGCUAACACAAUACGAACAGAGUUCACAAAUUAUUUUGUUUCUGAAGUGGGAGCUGUACCUUGGCAAGACGAAGCAAUACAAGGAUAAACGAAAUAAAUAUAAAAACUUACCAUAGCUUUGUCUUUCUUUUUCCUCAAGUUCUUGAAAGUCUUCUCUCAAAACAAUGCAAACUUCGCGCCAUGCUGCAGUUCGCAAGUUGUUAUCUUUAUAAUUUUCCAGCGUUUUAUCCCAUAAUAUAGGCCUCAGGGCGUGGACCCAUGUCUACGGUGCGGCGCCGUUUGCCGUGCAACGGUACGGCACCGCCGCCGGCAGAUGGCGCGGCGCCGUGCCGCGCCACGGCGUCGUGUACCGACGUGCUCAUUAUUGUGUUGUCAGUUGCAUAGUGCGCACGUGGUAAUUUUUUUUGCAUAAAAUGGCGGACGAUUUAGAUUUAGACUUUUUGAUUUCACUAGUGGAAGCACGUCCCGUUCUCUGGGACAAGUCAAAGGAGGAUUAUAAGAAUAAAAAUUUAAAAACAGAAGGGUGGAAAGAUGUCUGCCUAAAUAUUUUUCCAUCAUUCGACAGCAUGGACAAUAAAGAAAAAACGAAACUCGGUGAGUAUAUACCUACCUAUUUAUUUAUCUUUUUAACUUAAUAAAGUGAAUACAAUAAACAUCAAAGUGAAAUCAAUGCAUUAAUGCUUAGUAUUAUUAUGAACUUGCCAUUUACACACACUCAAUACAUUUGGUGGGUUCGAUCCGUGACCCAACUUUAGUUAUAUUUUGCUUAGUUGCCAACUAAGCGCACCGACAUCACUAUUAAAGUAUUUACAAAAUUCGUCUCUUAUAUUGACAGGAUUUGUUAAGGAAACGUCAUCUGCUGUUUGUGGAAGGUUCAAAAAACAGUCGUCAAUAUAUAACUCCUCUGAUUUUCUAACUCCAUCUCGACUUACAACAAAAUUGUGUAAAACACAACAUGCUUUGAUAAUGUCGGUCGCAAAAUUAUAUUGAACAUUUAAGGGCCGAUGAAAUACUCGCCAUUUAUUUGCGAAAAUACCAAAAGCACACUCGACAUAUCUUCUUGCUCGACUCAAACGAUAGUUGAAAACCCUUUGUUCUUCUCUGAGAUGCUUCCCUGGGUAUGGACGAAUUAGAUUGUUAAGUAACGGUAGGCCUUCAUCAGCGAUAAAAACAUAGGGAACUGAAUUUUGGAGCCCCGGUAAAGGCUUUGGCGCUGGUAUGGGAAGUCGAUUUUGCAAUAAUAAUUCGUAUAGUUUUGAAUUGUGGAAAAUGGUGGAAUCACAUUCCUUUCCAUACGAUCCUAUAUCAACAUAUACAAAUCUAUACUUAGAAUCCACCAGUGCCAGCAAGACUAUAGAGUUAAAACUUUUAUAGUUAAAAAAAAGGGACCCACUGUGGGCAGGACUACAUAUUCGGAUGUGUUUCCCGUCCAAUGCCCCCAUGCAAUUCGGGAAAUUUGUUUUUACGUCAAAAUCCUUAGCUAUUUUUUCAAUUCGCUCUUCGGAUAUUUUCGGUAUACUUUCACUUAAAAGAAUGUCCCAUAUAGCACGACAAACAUCUCGUACAAUUUUUCCAAUUGUAGAUUUUCCACGAUAAUCUGUGAAUUCCAUAUCUCUGAAUGAAUU